Molecule: messenger RNA, 1163 nt
Organism: Pelagomonas calceolata
Lineage: Eukaryota; Pelagophyceae; Pelagomonadales; Pelagomonadaceae
Source: the annotation of a GenBank genome assembly
UUCAGCUUUAGAGCGCUUGCAGUUGCUGUUACGACCGUUCUCCAGCAAAGAAGCUCAGUACAGCUGCUCCUCGCAUCGCUGGUCGAUCGCUGCCAGUGGUAACGGCGCCUGCAGAUGCGCCGCUGGGGUGCAGUGAUGCUCUUCUGCACGGCACGCAGAGCCGUCGCACUGCUCGCGCCGCGGCGACGCCAGCCGACGCGCCUUUAUAGUUUGCCGGGCGCGUCGGACUACCACGUGCCCGUAUUAGGAAAUGAAUGCAUCGACUGGCUCGCGAGAGACGACGGCGUGUUUGUCGACUGCACGCUGGGCGGCGGCGGCCACUCGUCACUAUUACUGGACAAAGUCGGAGAAAAGGCGAAAGUCAUAGGGUUGGACCGAGAUAGGGACGCCAUCCAAGCCGCCUCAGCACGAAUACGAGAUGCCCGCUUCUCGACGAUCGAGGGCGUCUUCGAUGAAGGGCUGCAGAGAGCUUUUCAGGAGCACGGGAAGUUCACCGGCGUGCUCAUGGAUUUGGGGGUUUCUUCGCACCAGAUCGACGACGCCGAACGGGGCUUUUCUACUCGUUUUGAUGGACCGCUUGAUAUGAGGAUGGGCGCGUCUGGGAAAACCGCUCUGGAUUUGAUAAAUGAUCUGGACGCCAAGGGCCUGGCACGAUUACUGAGGCAGAACGCCGACGAGCCCCACGCGUCGAGGAUUGCCAAGGCCGUCAAAAGUGCCUCUUUGACGACCACAAGCGACCUCGCGUCCAUUGUGUCUGAGUCAAUACCAAAGACGUCACCCCCACAUCUGGAUGCGAAGCGCCGCUCCAAGGCCGUGGCGCGCGUCUUUCAAGCUCUUAGAAUUGAGGUGAAUGAUGAACUCGGAGCGCUGGAUAGAGCUCUAGAGCUUUUACCUUCUGUCGUGGCGGAGGGCGGGCGCGUCGUGGUGUUGGCCUACCACUCGUUGGAAGACCGGCGCGUGAAGCGGUUUUUUCGGGACGGGAAAUUUCGGGGCGACGCCGCGCGGGACGCGUACGGCAAUCGGUUGACGCCGUUCAGACCGCUCACGCGCAAGGCGGAGACGGCUUCGGAUGAGGAGGUGGCGGCGAACCCUCGCGCUAGGUCCGCCCGCUUGCGCGUCGCGGAGCGGACGGACUGGUCGCCUUCGUAAGUAUACAAUGUGUG